AUGUUGCGGCAAGACUACAACCGAAUCGAUCCCAAGCGGCGCAAUGUCGUCGACCACCGCAAGAAGCAGUUCGCUUCACCUGCCUAUAAGGAGAUCGAGUACCCCCACCGCCUCAACUUCUACGCCGAGGCGCCCACGGCAGACAUUACCCUCGAGCAGUUUGAGCAAUGGGCCAUUGAUCGCCUAAGGAUUCUCGCCGAGCUCGAAGCCUGCGCCUUCCGCAAUAAGUCGCCCCAAGAGAUCGCAAACCACAUGAAGCCGCUCCUCGACAAGUACCUACCCCUCGAAUCGAACAGCUCCCACUCCCCGAAACUCUUUGCCCAGAGACAAAAAGACCACUACAGUCACUUCAUCCUCCGCCUCGCUUUUGCAAGGACAGAAGACCUGCGUCGCCGCUUCGUCCGCGUCGAGACCAUGCUGUUCCGCCUGCGACUUAACAGCGACGACCUGAGCGAACGAGCUGCCUUCAUCGGCGGCCUAGACCUCGACUGGUGGGAGAAUGUCACAGAAGACGAAAAGCGGGAGUAUGCCUCGGAGCUGGCAUCCAUGUCGCGCCCCUGGGGCAAGAACGCAAUGGAGGACGACAACUGGUUCAAGGUCGAUUGGGAUCGCGUACCAGAACUCGUAGAGCAGCGCAAAGUGUUUCUCAAGGCAGGCAAGGCCUUCGUUCCCGGGAGAGAGCAGGCCAGUAUGGUGAUUGGUGAAUUUGUGUCGAGGUUGGAACGACAACUAGAACUCACGGCGCGCGCUCUGCCCCGCCUGGACGAGGACGACCGCCUCACGCCGAUCCUCGACCACCUCUCUAAGAACUUCAUCACCCCCGACAGCUCCUACGCCUCCAACACAGGCGCACCAGUCGGCGCCGAAAUAACCGCCCGCAACAUCGACAACCUCGCUCAGCAUUUCCCGGCAUGCAUGUCCCACCUACACCGCUCGCUCCGUCGUGACGCCCACCUGAAGCACUUCGGCCGUCUUCAAUACACCCUCUUCCUCAAGGGCAUCGGCCUGAACCUCGAGGAGAGCUUAGUCUUCUGGCGACAAGGUUUCCGCAAUGUGACCGACGACACCUUCAACAAGGAGUACCGCUACAACGUCCGCCACUCGUACGGAGACGUCGGAGGUGACUCGAAUCGUCGCGGAGGCGGCUACAGCCCGUUCAGCUGCCAAAAGAUCCUGACAGAGCAUCCGCCCGGCCCGGGCGAGGCCCACGGCUGCCCGUAUCGGCACUUUAACCUCGAGAAUCUCACAACACUGGUCCAGGCCAUGGGUGUCAGCGACCGGGCCACGCUCAACGGAGUCAAGGAGGACAAGGAGAACCAAAAGUUUCACAUGGCGUGUAAUCGCGUGUUCGAGCACCUGCACAAACAGGAACUCAAAAAGGCAAAGGACGAGGGCGUCUUCACGUCCGCGCAACUCGAGACUAUCGUACACCCCAACGAAUACUUCAAGCGCAGCUACCUUCUCAAAAACCUCGACAAGGCGGCGGCGGCAGAUGUCAAAAUGGAGGGGUGA
This is a messenger RNA of Colletotrichum karsti, 1512 nucleotides long. RefSeq names its product DNA primase large subunit. The transcript is spliced from 4 exons. Gene Ontology annotation, biological process: DNA replication, synthesis of primer. The record is from RefSeq and is a predicted model, not a curated record. Gene Ontology annotation, cellular component: alpha DNA polymerase:primase complex. Bases 1 to 1512 code for a protein of 503 amino acids. Lineage: Eukaryota; Fungi; Ascomycota; Sordariomycetes; Glomerellales; Glomerellaceae.